AAGAGAGCCAGAGAUACACAGAGAAACGUUGUCUUGGAAAAGACAAUCCACCCACCCCAAUUAUAGAUUGAAGGGGUGGAACACUGAUGUAUAGUGCAUUCCUCAAACUCUGAAUUCUGAGGGCCACAGGUGACCCCGAGUCCGGCACAUACGCGCUAUGAGCUCAGACGUCCACCCGUCUAAACAACACAAAUAAGUUUGCCACUGCAGAUCCCAAUAGGCAACUCCAGCAUAGUCCAAACCACAGGGCCUGUUCCAAGGGCCUACAAGUUCGCCGCCUUUUGGGGGCGGGGCCAGAGCGCGGUUCAUUCAGCACGUGCUCGGGGCGUGGCGUGCGCAGAGGGCGGGAACGCGGAGGCGGGAAAGACGGAAUGGAGCGCCAAGGAGUGGCCGUGCCUCCCGUGGAGUUAAAGGACCAGGAACCGCCAGCGAUUGUGGAGAGCGGAGAGCAUCAGCAGAAUGAGAACCACGAGGAGACACCUAGCUCAGUGGCGCCGAGUGCCAGCUGCCAACUACCAGGACCCUUCUCCUCUCUGGACUCUAGCAUUGAAACCCUGAAGAAGAAAGCCCAGGAACUGAUUGAAAACAUCAAUGAAAGCAGGCAGAAAGACCAUGCACUUAUGACUAACUUCAGGGACAGCCUCAAGAUGAAGGUUUCAGAUCUGACAGAAAAGUUGGAGGAAAGGAUGUACCAGGUAUACAGCCACCACAGCAAAAUCAUUCAGGAAAGACUACAAGAAUUUACCCAGAAGAUGGCAAAGAUCAGUCAUCUGGAAAUGGAGCUCAAACAAGUUUGCCAAACUGUGGAAACUAUGUACAAGGACCUAUGUGUCCAGUCUGAGGUAAGAAUUUGGGGGUGUAUCCUGUGAGAAAGGAGACCGGAAAGUAAACAUGAAUAGGACUUGACUUCUUUCCCCUCCCCUGAAGUGUAGGGAAUCAAAUCCAGGGCACAUGAUUUGCACAUGCCAGACGAGUACUGUCACUGGUACCCACCCCAAAUCUAGGUAGUAAACAGGACUUUUACUAAUCCCUACACUGCCAGUCCCAGCCCACAGGGUUACAGUCUCUGUAAAAGCCUUUGAUCUGCUACGUUGUUGGGAGUUUGUAGUCACCUGGCUGGACUGGAAGCCAAACUAUUGUCCAUGUUAUUGUGUAGUUAGCUGUCAACAAAGUGUCCCCCGCUAGUCAGAAUGUCUAGCUCAAACUCUGUGUGCUAUUCCAGAGUGGCACAACCCUAGGCAUACUUAUCCCUCCUCCGAGAAAUCCCCCAAACUACCUCUCAGUGGUUACCAGUAAACCUAGUCCAGUCCCAAGGAGUAAGGCACAGGCUUUUUAUUUUCCUCUUUUAUCUGCUCAGUGUUGAACACAGAAGGUACUGUUCCUGGGAUAGAGGCAGGAAGGCUCACUGUAAAGUCCACUACACCUUCUCACAAGGUCUGCUCCGUCUCGGUGGCUUCUGUGUCACUCCCCUUUGUCUCUUCCAGUUCCAAAAAACUUAAAACAGGGUAGAUGGAGUCUGAUUUCAUCCACAAUUAAAAAGCACUGAGGGCCACUGAGAAUUAAUUUCAUCUUCUUUCUAUAGAGC
This is a messenger RNA of Rattus rattus (black rat), 1585 nucleotides long. It is a transcript of the gene Syce2, whose product is annotated as synaptonemal complex central element protein 2. The transcript has 4 exons. Lineage: Eukaryota; Metazoa; Chordata; Mammalia; Rodentia; Muridae. The coding region runs from base 372 to 869 and encodes 165 amino acids. Gene Ontology annotation, biological process: synaptonemal complex assembly. The record is from RefSeq and is a predicted model, not a curated record. Gene Ontology annotation, cellular component: central element.